AUGAAUGAACUACACGAAGCGGUUGAGGCCAAAGUAGUCAUAUUACUGGUCACUGAUUCGACUAAAGUCAAAAGAGUAGAGUUACAGAAAUGGUUACUUAGGCGCCUCUAUCGACCUCUCAGACCAUUAAUUCACGAUAAUGUUCGUAUACUCCACGUCUCAGCUACGCGACUAUCCUCUCUAAUGCAAACGCAGACUGUACAGCAAAGAGCAACGCACACGUAUACCCUUGAUAAUCUGCCGAAUCCAGACGACUUUUAUGACAAAAUAUAUAGACUAAUGCCAAAUACACGUAUUAUAACAUUGUGCAAUAAAUACAAGGUUGUGUUUGUUGUCGAUGUUACGUGCUCUUUAGCAACCGUAGAUUAUUAUACUGGUGAUGUGGUUAUAUCGGAAGUAUUUGAAAGUCUGAGGAAAUCCAUUCACGGUCUAGUUCAGCAGUCUAUCCUAAAGGACCUGGAUAGGGACAAAGAACUUCAGUUUGAACCAGAAAUUUCAAUCACUGUGAUAGCCGAGAGCUCGCACUUUGCAUCGAAUGCAAACGUGUUUAAGUUCCUGGAACAAUUCCCUACCAUGAAAGUGCUCUUACAAAAUGUAAUAGUCACGAAAACCAAUGUAUCAAAAAUACUUUUUAAGCUCCAAUCUGAAUUGAGCGACUACCAGCGGCGUGUUGUUGAAUUAAGGGAAAAAGUCAAGCGUGUUAAGCAAUUUCGUGUGCCCUAUAGGAUGGACACGGAAAACGAAGAGGAAACUGAAUUUUCUGAUGUGAAGAAUAUCUGGAGAUUGGGAUCCGGUGGUGGUAAUCUUGCCUACAGUCUGAAUGCUGGUCUGUUUGCCACCCGUUUAUGCCCUAAUGAUGGAUUCGCAUCUUUGGUAAUCAUCACGGAUGGUGUCGUCAAGUCUACUUUGGUACAGAUGUCAGAGGAAGAUGAUGUAAUACAAGAACUCUGCAGAGAGGAUAUUAGUUGUAACAUUAUACAAGUAGGAUCUGGUCAAGGAUUCAAUCCUAUGUGCAGUUUUGGACUGGUUCCUGACAAUGAAUUAUUACGCUUUGUAGCCGCUGCUACUGGUGGUAUAUUUUUAUACGCACGUGACUGUCCAAACGAUACAUCUUCAGAAUCACUCAAAGAUGGCAUCGCGUCCAAUUACUACCAUUCAUUCUUUUUGUUGAGAGAAGCUAGUUUUUCCAAGAAGAAGACUGAGUCUCGAUACGCAAGUAUAUCCGACAAGCCCGAUAGACCAGUAGACGUUCCACGCGAACGACGUGUUUAUGGCAGUCACAAUGUCUUAGACUUUAAUUUCUAUAAUUUCCCAUGGGAUACACGUAGUUUGUCGCCGCCAGUCGAGACAAUUCUAACUAGAUACAAGGAAUAUACGUUACACAUUAAUGUACAGCAGAUAAUUUCUUUUCGCAUCAGACAGGGCUUUAUAGUGGAGAGUGUGGAAAUAGUGAGAAAGAUGAUCCAUAUUAGUCUCGUGCGCUCAUGGCUUCCUAAUAUUAUGAUUCAAUAUAAGAUUAAGGCGUUAUGGCCUGGUGAGAAUAGAGGAUUGAUACGACUGAGAGUACCUCGCAUCGAAAUUAACGUCGUCGCGGAUAUCAGAUUCUCAAUGUACUUCAUCAGAGUACAAACUGGACUAGAUAAUGAUUCCAGGCAUCCCUCGUUUGCCAAAGUCAUUAGGCUGGAUAAAUUUCUCACCUCGAUAUAUGAAACAGAUGAACUAUUGAACGAGCAACUAUUCUAUAAAGCACAAAAAGACAUCAUUGCGCAGCGUAAUCUGGGUGCAGCAAUUGAUCGUGUAGAAAAGAUUAAACAAUUUUGGUGUGUGUUGGACCAAAGCCCUUUUCGUCUAGACGGUAAGUGUUGGUACGAUCAGAUUGCGUUUCAAUUAAUAGCUUCUCCAACGACUGUGAUACAUGUAUCUCGUAAGAUAUUCAGUAAAUCAUCGUUGAUCGCUGCGCCUAAACGCGCCGCCCUAUCUAGGCUUAGGCUGUUACUAGGCUUGUGGGCAUCUUUUGAGAUAUCAAAAGAGGAAUAUAUCAAGUUGUUUUCUUCGCACGAGGGCGACAAAGCAUGCGCUUUUAGUUUCUGUAAACUGAAUCUGAGGCCAGUGUAUGGAAGUUUAUUUCUAUUUACUUUGUCAUUCUUUAAUGUCAAUCCGAAUACUCGCCAAAGAGAAGCUGAUAAAGUCAGAAAUAUGAUAGCUGAUGCCUUGUCAUUUUUUAAUGUUGUAACGGACAAUAAGGAUGAUCAUGAAUUGUGGGCUGAUAAAGUCGGGAAAAAGAUAGCUGAGGCGUUUUCAUUCUUCAAUGUUGAUAUGAAUGCUCAUCAAACAGAAGCCGAUAAGUUCAGGACAAUAAUAGACGAAGAUAGUUAUGGGCGUGAAGAUGAGACUUACUACAUUUGUAGAAGACCCCUUUCAUCUCUAAUAGUCCCAGACAUGGAUGAGGCUGAUCAAAAUUCCGCCGUUGAGAUAAUUCCGGCUGGUUAUCGUUCUAUAGUUCAAUCGUACCUACGGUGUAGACAAUGGUCUUGGCUGGACGACGUAGAAGACAUCGUAUCGCGUAUAAGCAUACGAACAGUCCCAUUGCAGGAUUUGGCGUUACAAUACUUAUUUCAAGCACGUCUGGAUGAGAAAUAUAUGCUAGUAUACCAUCAGGGCAAUUUACAAAUAUUUUACCGUGAAAUCGACUUUGGCGCUGAUGAGAAUGAGGAUGGAAUAAGAACUUCCACUGUCUGUGGGGUACAAUAUAUAGUUGUAACUGAUUCACAGAAAGGCUGUAUACACACUAAGCUAUUAAUGGAACCAUCAGAAGACAAUUACCUGAAAGAUCGCUAUGAGCCGAUAGCAGAUGCAAUCGAGGCAAGAGACAGGAGAGUGAUGUCUCACAUGGUAACAUUUGAUCAGAUAUAUCAAAUAGGCGCGUCUCAUUGCAAACAACGUAUGCAGUCACAAUUUCGAUUAUCGAAUUUAUUCAAUCUCUCGGUAUUGCUUCGUUCUAGUCCUAUUCUAGUCGCUAAUUAUUACAUUCCGUGUUCAAAAUCAACAUCACUGAGUCCGUCGCCUCGGAUGGAAGUCUUACCAAGAAGUAAUGAAGCAACACCGAAAUUAACUCUAUCUGGAUUUAAACAAACGCCACAAUUGAAUCUAAAAUCUCGCGGUAAAGAUACGCCUAAUUUUCCAGGCAAUCGAGAUGACGCGCCAAAUGCCAGGACUAGGCGGCAAAAAUCGUCAGCAGAUAAUGAACAGAUUGCUGAUAUGAUAUUAGAAGCGAUUGCUAGUGGUAGUCUCCAGGAUGCAGAUAUUAAUUUAUUAUUAUUGCACUGGUUUGUGCAGAAAACGUUAUUAAAGCAUACUGAUGGCGCGAUUGACACUACUCAAAAUUGUUCCCAGGAUUCUCUUUUGAAUGAACUUAAUGAUGGCAUAUCAAAGGCUCGAGGUCAACUAAAUGGCACUGCAACCAUACAGUUGGUUCAUAACUUACAAGAGACGCGAUGCUUUGUCAAGAGAGUUAAUAAUACCUCAGUGGCUGUUAUAAUUAUACCUUCCAUUGAAGCCAUGCUUAACUCUCUCAGCAAAACACCUCCCGUAAAUGAAAAUGAAGCAAGACACUUGAGUAUCCUGUUGUUCUUAUGCAGAAGGCUUGCACCAUUACACGGAGGCAUGUCUUCAGAUCUACCAAGUCAAUUAGAUGAUUUAAUACUUGAACCUACGUCUCUUCAGGGGUCCGCAAGAACGGCAUUGAGCCCAACAAUACUUAGUGGAGGAUUCCUUGGUGAUAAGAAUAUUGCCCGUAUGUCUGAUCAGACGCGAAUUAUGUCUUGUAUCGCAAAUUUUUAUGCUCAUGGAUUCGUCAAAUCGAUUUAUGGUAGUAUAUUACAGAAGCAUCAGGUCGCAGCGGCAGAUUUCCGCAAGGCCAUCGAAACAUGUGUAGAGACAUCCUUAGAUAUGGACAUAUCUGCUUUUGUUAAUGUACACAUCCGAGCAGCUUUAAGCGAUAAUGACAGCAACCUGUAUGACAUACGUAAGAGAUUUAGGGACAUUCUUGGUCAAUAUUUUGAGCUCGUUGCAUCUGGUGACGAUGAAUUCCAAAACAUAUAUUAUUAUCGGCCCCCUUCAAAGGAAGGAGAAACUGGCAUGAAUCUUGCUGACGUGUUCACAUUUGCUGAAACGCCGCUCUUUAUAAAACUCGAAUGCACAUUUAAAAAGCCACCGCCACCACCAACAAUUGGCAUAACACGAGAAGAAACACAACAGGAAAUCCAAACAGACGAGACAAAUAGUACUUUUUCCACCGCUAAAAUGUACAGUGAAUAUCAAGCAACAUAUGUUCGCUUCCCAGUUUCAGAUUUGCCAACAAGCUAUGAAUGUACCAUCCACGACAAAUAUUACGAUUUCUCUCCCGAUGCAAUUGGUACGUCUAACUCGCCUGUCGAGUCAGCUGAUGGGACUAGUGCGACUUUACAUAUGACAUGCCUAACGUUGCCGUCUAUCGAUGAGCACAAGAAGCCUUCGCCGGGGUUUGUCGAACUCAAUGAUGUUCCAAGUGCGCUUCAUGUAUUACAGUCUAUCGAGACAUACACCAAGGAAAUACAAGAAGCUUUGGGAAAGACCCGAUCCAGUAUCGGUCGGCUGUUGAGGGACGAAAUACUGCAUAAGCUAUUGAAGUUACAACCAUACGAUCGCACAACACUUACAUAUAUACAAGAGCAAUUGGAGACAAAUAAGCAAGGGGAAGUUAUUGAUGAAAUCAAGGCUGAUCAAAAGAAAAGCCUCGACCAAAAGAAGGCCAUUGAUCAAGAUGAAAGUUUUUCAACUACGUAUAAGAUUCCUCUCUGCUUUAUUCACCAAGAUCGAGGUCAGCAGCGAUUUUUGCAAGAGCUUGUUAAGUUUGACAUGAAACCUUUUAUACUCAAUAAAGUGGAAGAGUAUUACUACAUUAGCAAAUGUGACCCGAUGGAGGAAAGUGAUAAAUGUAAUCUUAGCGGUUCUACACUGGUUGAAUCUGAGAAUGUACCAAAUAUUUCCGAUAACAACCAGAAUAUCAUCGAAAGCACAGGGCACAGCGAUGGUGGCCGAGGUCUUGGAAUCGUCUUGAUGUCACCGACCGAACCUGAUCCCUCCAGCCGCAUGGAUACUGCGAUAUUUCAAAAAAAUCAACUUUUUUGGCUUCUUUUGGCUCCAGAAAUAGGAUUUGUUUCUUUAUAUUUCUAUUCCAAGGUCAUUUCACGCUCUGAACGAACAACUAUUAUAGAUGAGAUUAAAAAAUACAUAUUAAACGUUUGUGUGAGAGUAAAUCAACUGACGCUGCUUGAUGAGUUGAGUGAGACGCAUCUUUGCAGUAACUACUUGGUACCUCCAGACGGAGCCGAGUCGGCAUCAGGCGACGGAACUGAAAAGUCCGAUAAAAAAGAGUCCGAAAAGUUUGCAUAUGGACAAUUCGAAUGUCCACUAGUAUACAAGACCAUCUUCCCUCUUCACUGGCGUUUGCGACCGAAUCAAGCACUUGCUGGCAUCACGUCCUCUCUCCUAAACUGGUUUGCAGUUUCCAACCGUAAACACAUGUACGUUGUUCCGGAUAAAGAUCACAUCGUAUACAUCAAAUUGUCCGAGAUUAGUAGGCCGCCUCCGGUUGUUGAUUCCGAGAAUGCUGCAGAGCCGGACCAACAAAUAAAUGCAUCACCGUAUAUUAAUGGUACGGUUAGUGCUAAUGAACAGUCAACACAACCAACACAGCAACCUGCUGCAGACGAAACAAAAAGCCCACAAACACCAAACCUUGAUUCACCAAAUCCAUGGCGUGGAACCCAACCAAAAUUUGGAUUACUUGUCGAAGUAUAUGGCCUUAAUUUACCUGGAGCAAAGAUAACAGUUGACUUGGUUAGCUCUUUGGAGAGUAAAUUGACUACUAGUGUUACGCUUUCCGUUAUCUCAACGCACUUGGCUCGAAAUGUUGCCGCAAAGUUGUCAUAUGAGGCAAGUAUAGACGUUGAAUUUAUCUUACCCACCAAGAAAACUCCUUCAAGAACGGCUAUAUUUUACAUACCAAAAUUUGUGAAAAAUACUGCGUCCUUACUUUUUUACUUUAAACAGAACUUAUUGGGAUAUUUAAACACGUUGAAUGGACCGGAAGCAGCCUUUACAGUAAAACGCUACCAUCAUGGCAAAUACGUUAAAGCAACUCUACCUGCGGAUUCUGAAAAGAAACUCCCCCAAUUAACGGAUCCGUAUCUAGGGGACAUGGCGUUUUAUUAUAAUCCUAAUCCAGCGAUGCGGGCACCUUUGUUUGAGACUUCUGUUGGACAGGGCAUCUCUGGCAUGAUAUUAACAUUACAAAAUCAAGAGGGCCUGCCAGUGUUUAAACUUCCAUCACAGGACCGGACAGAUCACGAUGAUACAGACAUGUCGACCAUCAUAGAAUACUUACAAGCACAACAAAGUACGCCACAAAGUACACCACGAAUUACACCGCGGCUUCCGCCACGCGAUAUAAGUGGACGAUUAACCACUGCUUCUAAGAAUUGUAAUUACAAGAUGCUUGUCGAAAUGUGGAGCCAGGGGCCAAUAAACUCGGACACAUUGAUCGAACGGAUUAUUAGGAGUUUUCGACAAAGUUUGUGUGAUUACUGUAUUGAGCUUUCGGUCUCGAAAAGCCUUCGUUAUUAUGCUGCGGAUAAUUUAGAGACGGUGGCAUUAGCGAUACCAGAAAAUAAUGAACUAGAUGACAGACCGAAUUCACGACUGCCCUUCCCGUCACUCGACAGUCACCUUCAACGUGUUUUCGUAGAGCCAGUGUUUGAGAUCUUGAAAAAGUCAGCCGAAUGGCAGAAUCCCGUCGUUAGCAUGUUAGAUAUUACCUUUGAGACACCCUCAUGCAUUAGUGAGGAGUUGUUAAAAGAAAUUAGUAUAUUUAUGACGGAUAUACAUACAGCUCUCAACCCAACAAUAUGGAGCCAAGUCUCUGUCAAAACAUGUCAAUUAGAUGAUCAUCAAACAGAUGAAUCCGAUCAUAAAAGAAGAGUUCAUAUGAAGCUGGAGACAUUGCCUACAAAGCCCACAAAAUAUAUUCUAGUCGGCGGUUUGAAAGAACUUGGAGCUCCUAAACAACAUAAGCCUACUUCUCGUAGAAAUAGUGUCGGGAACGAACGGUCACUACUUCGUAGAAAUUCGGUCGAUGAAUUUAUGCCUCGUAGAGCGUUUCAGCAUCGUCAAGCAACAGAAGAGCUAAUGAUGAAUAGACCGAGUCAGAACGCCCAUGAAGGGCAGUCGCAACAGAACCAAGAAUAUCACCAAUCGUGUUUCGUCAUUAUGGCAGUUGAUGGAUUCUCUCUGACGUUAUAUACCUACAACUUAAACGAAUCGUACAAAGACCAGAUAUUCAAAUCAAUUAAUAAGUUAAUGGACUGGCAUAAUCAGCGUACCCGACUGUUGAACAGCAUUCUCUAUCAAAAGAUGGGUUUGUUUUAUCAUACGAACACAUUACCUGUUAAAUCAAGGGCAUCCGUAACGACUGUUCCGAACACUCCACGUGUGCCGCCCAACACAUCGGUUCAGCGUUCCGUCACAAUUUAUAGUAAUUCUUUGGAUACAACAAAUGUCAAUUUGCUCAUAUCUGACAAGUUUCCAUCUCGCAUGCGGCCAGAUCAUCGAGAUGAAGAAAGGAAAUCCUUUGCAUUAUCAGUGGAUAUGCGGGCUGAAUUGACUAAGCUAGUCACAAAUGACCUUGAUAGUGCGGCCAACGUGUCUAUUAUCUCGGUUCUUGAUGUCGAUGAAACGCUCAAGAACGCAUUUGCAGAAACUCCUGCCGAACAUUCUGCGAAAUCGCCAAAAACUGGAAUCAAGGGUCCACAUAACCAAAACAAUCCAAAACAAAGAAAACUUUCAGAAACAAGUCGAGAUGAGGAAGACUUAUUACAGAAAUACGGGCGGCCAUUCUUAGAUUCUUGUGUACGAAAAGCUAGAAUCUCUCAGACAAAUGCAAUCGCCUCGAAAAUAUCCGAGAAUUGGGCGCGAACACGUGAACAGCUUGAUGAUGUGAAUGCCAAGACUGCGCUUUCCAAUUCAACAUUUACUUGUCUGUUACGAAUUGGUUCUGCAAUACACUUUCUCGAACAACAAGGAUCAAGUAAAGAAACUACGGCGCUACAGUUCAAUACGACGAUCGAGACGUUAUUGAAGGAGUAUGCAUCAUAUUUAGAAAGUAUUGGAAUGACUAUGGUGAUAUUUGGAGAUGCAGAGUCCAACCUUAUUCACAACAAAGAUGAUGGACUUCCCUCUUUCACGUCCAAAAUCGUUAUUGAUGGGGAUUUGUCGAUUACUGCUCCUGCAGUAUUUACUGCAAAAGUUUGUAGUGUUGGAAUAAUUUUAUGUGAAGUACGUAUGGAAGGAACUUUAGCAAGUUUGAGCUUGUAUUCACUAACGAGAUCGGCUGUUGAUGAUGGCGAUACAUCGAAUGGUCUAACUGAACUAAGAGAAGAAUGUCAUAAAAUCAAACAAUUGUUACACUUCAAGUCAUUUAUCUAUGAUUUCCACCUACGAUAUUUAACUAAUAUUCUUAAAACGCCGGAAGCAGCACCAUCCAUUGACGUAUUAGAGCUUCUAAAACAUUUCAUUAAUAGUCAUCCUGAGCCUCGAAAAUAUGCUCGUCAUCGAAUUUAUCAUGGUACAUUCGUGAGAGAACUCGAAAACAUAGAAGAGGAUUCAUUAUUUACAUACGUAAUCAAGAAUCCGCAAAGAUACGGUUUCCGUCCUAUUUAUCAUGGUGAAGAGACAAUUGGGUGCUUCACGACAGCAUUUUGUACAAACCAAGAGGAUCCGGAAAGGUGCAAGUGCCUUCUGAUAUUGAGGGCGUCCAGCAAGCAACCCUCAGAUAACGGAAGUUUUUUGCUUGAUUAUGAUAUUAUCUCGUUUUACGAUUGUGAAGGACACGAACAAGUCCCACCGAGUAACGACGAGCCCCGGAUGUCUGUGCAUGAACGAAGAAACGUGCUAAAUCAAGGAAAGCAAAAAAUAAAUGCGACUAUUGAACGAGCCAUCGAGUGUUAUGCUCGUGAUAAACUUUGGGAGCAAUUAGAAUCAACCAAGAACCCCUCCAACAUCAACUCUGCAGACUUUAUAAACCUAACCCAAUGCUGGUGUAGUCGACUACUGUCAAUUCUUCAACCAGAAUUCCAUGAAUUCCUAGAUCUUCACCUUGACUGGUCAAAAGUUCUUGACUUCUUGGCUACCUAUUAUUCAGAUAACGUGAGGGAAGUGAAUGACGAUGGCGUCCGACAUUUAGUCAUUUUUAAUCCUUUUCUUAGUGGGCAUUUGAUGCACUUUGUUUUGAAUCCAAGCAGUGGUGUUCGUGUAAACGCUGUCUGUCGAGAGGAACCGCACAAGUACGAACCUCAAUUUACUGCCGAUAUUAUGAGGACGAUUGGAUAUUUUAUCUGGAGACAAAUUGUAUCAUAA
This is a messenger RNA of Paraglomus brasilianum, 9453 nucleotides long. The record is from the annotation of a GenBank genome assembly. Lineage: Eukaryota; Fungi; Glomeromycota; Glomeromycetes; Paraglomerales; Paraglomeraceae.